UAUGGCUAUAAAUCUCAGGAAUCCUGUACAUGGAGCAAAGAAGUGUGUGACCCAAACAUUGGAGGAAACAUCAUUAUGUGUCCGCAGUGUGACAAAGAGUGUACAUACUGGUACCUUAAUAUCACCUGUAGUUCAUCAAAGACGCUUUGUAUAUUUGACAGUUUUGGCACACUCAUAUUUGCAGUCUUUAUGGGAAUAUGGGUUACCUUAUUCCUUGAGUUUUGGAAGCGCAGACAAGCUGAGCUUGAGUAUGAAUGGGACACAGUUGAGUUUUUAGAACAAGAAGAACAGCCUCGUCCUGAAUAUGAAGCAAAAUGUACUCACGUAGUUGUGAAUCCAAUUAAUCAGCAAGAAGAACAUGUGCCUUACACAACCUGUGGAAAGUGUCUGAGGAUGGCCUUCUGUACAAGUGCUGUGUUUUUCUGGAUUAUGUUGAUCGUUGCAUCAGUAGUUGGAAUUAUUGUGUAUCGACUUUCUGUUUUCCUGGUAUUUUCUGCAACCUUACCAAGACAAAUCAGUGGAAAAGAAGCUAUCCAGAAAUACCUGACUCCACAGGCAGCCACCACUAUCACAGCAUCAAUCAUCAGCUUCAUCAUUAUCAUGUUGCUGAAUAUACUCUACGAGAAGGUGGCAAUAAUGAUCACAGAUUUUGAACUUCCAAGGACAAAGACAGAAUAUGAAAACAGCCUUACCACCAAGAUGUUUCUAUUCCCGUUUGUCAACUACUACUCUUCUUGUUUCUACAUUGCGUUCUUUAAGGGGAAAAUUGUAGUAGGCUACCCUGGAGAUCCAGUGUAUUGGUUUGGAGAUACCGUAAUGAAGAGGUGUGAUCCCGGUGGAUGUCUUCUUGAGCUUACAACACAACUGACAAUUAUAAUGGGAGGCAAAGCUAUAUGGAAUAAUAUUCAAGAAAAUUCUUCUACCGUAAGCCCUUUACUAUUAAAUAAAAAAAAAGCACAAAGGAAAAUAGAAACAAUUAAGCCAAGAUGGGAACAGGAUUACCAUUUACAACCUAUUGGAAAAUUGGGAUUGUUCUAUGAAUAUCUUGAGAUGGUAAUCCAGUUCGGAUUUGUCACCUUGUUUGUGGCAUCAUUUCCACUUGCACCUCUGUUGGCACUUGUGAAUAAUUUAUUGGAAAUUCGGGUUGAUGCCUGGAAGCUCACCACCCAGUCCAGACGCAUGGUACCAGAGAAAGCACAGCACAUUGGAGCCUGGCAGCCAAUCAUGCAAGGAGUAGCCAUACUCGCAGUGGUGACCAAUGCUAUGAUCAUUGCCUUUACAUCUGACAUGAUACCACGUUUGGUCUAUUACUGGUCUUUUUCUGUACCUCCUUAUGGCACCUAUUCAUCUAACACCAUGGAGGGAUACAUUAACAAUACUCUUUCAGUAUUCAGCAUAUCGGAUUUCAAGAAUGAAAGCAGACCAGUCCCUCCAGUAUGGUUUCAGAAUCAAACUACAUGCAGAUACCGUGAUUUCCGUUAUCCACCUGGCCAGGAACAUCAGUAUGAGCAUAGCAUAUUAUACUGGCAUGUCAUUGCAGCCAAGCUUGCUUUUCUCAUUGUCAUGGAGCACAUUGUCUACUUCGUCAAGUUUAUAAUAUCAUACAUUAUCCCGGACAUUUCUGAUGAAACGAAAGACAAAAUCAAGAGAGAGAAGUACCUUACACAAAAGCUUUUACAUGAGAGACAUCUGAAACUUGUGAAAAAACAAAUUGGAGGUCUAGCAGACAAAAUUUUUAAAGGAAUGGACAACAUUGGUAUCAAGAAAUCUGACUAG
Messenger RNA from Staurois parvus, 1776 nucleotides. Lineage: Eukaryota; Metazoa; Chordata; Amphibia; Anura; Ranidae. The record is from the annotation of a GenBank genome assembly.